Molecule: messenger RNA, 1514 nt
Organism: Erpetoichthys calabaricus (reedfish)
Lineage: Eukaryota; Metazoa; Chordata; Cladistia; Polypteriformes; Polypteridae
Product: threonine--tRNA ligase 1, cytoplasmic-like
Exons: 9
Coding region: 33-1085 (350 amino acids)
Biological process (GO): threonyl-tRNA aminoacylation
Cellular component (GO): cytoplasm
Molecular function (GO): threonine-tRNA ligase activity; ATP binding
Source: RefSeq, a predicted model, not a curated record
GUGAAUAUCGACAGCGAGGAUUCACAGAAGUUAUGACUCCAAACAUCUAUAGUACGAAGCUCUGGGAACGCUCUGGCCAUUGGGAGCACUACAGCAGCAACAUGUUUUCAUUCCAAGUAGAGAAAGAGACCUAUGCUCUAAAACCCAUGAACUGUCCAGGGCAUUGCCUGAUGUAUGAGCAUAGACCUCGUUCUUGGCGUGAAUUACCUGUGCGAUUGGCAGAUUUUGGUGUUCUCCAUCGUAAUGAACUCUCUGGCACUUUAACAGGUCUGACUCGAGUACGUCGUUUUGCUCAGGAUGAUGCGCAUAUCUUUUGUACUAUGGAGCAGCUAGAAAAGGAGAUAAAAGAUUGUUUGGACUUCCUUCAAGCUGUAUACUCGGUUUUUGGAUUCACUUUUCGGUUGUUCCUCUCCACAAGGCCGGAUGAGUUUCUAGGGGAUGUUAAGGUCUGGGAGGAAGCUGAAAAGCAAUUGGAACACAGCUUACAGGAAUUUGGAGAGCCCUGGGAACUGAAUCCUGGAGAUGGAGCAUUCUAUGGACCUAAGAUUGACAUUCAGAUUAAAGAUGCGAUUGGCCGCUACCAUCAGUGUGCAACAAUUCAACUGGACUUUCAGCUUCCUAUACGAUUUGACUUGAAUUAUGUGAGCAAAGGUGGUGAAUUGCAGAGACCAGUGAUGAUUCAUCGUGCGAUCUUGGGCUCCGUAGAAAGGAUGAUUGCUGUCUUAGCUGAGAACUAUGCUGGAAAAUGGCCACUAUGGUUGUCUCCCAGUCAAGUGAUGAUCAUUCCUGUUGGUUUUUCUGCAGAACAAUAUGCACAGGAGGUGUGGAAAAUGUUUCAUGACACCGGCUUCAUGGUUGACAUUGACACAGACACAGGAGUAACCUUUAACAAAAAAAUCCGUAAUGCUCAGCUUUCUCAAUACAACUUUAUACUGGUGGUUGGAGACCAGGAACAAAUGAAGGGAACGGUGAAUGUACGGACCAGAACUGGGAAACAGCAUGGAGAGGUUUUGGUUGGUGAGGCAAUUCAAAGGAUAAGCAAACUGCGUGAUAUGAAGAUGAAGAAUGCUGAAGAGGAGUUUUAAACUUACCACUUGUGUUCUAAACUCUUUGAAUAGCAAUUGGGAAAUCCAGAUAAAGAUCACAAUUAAAUGAGCCCUUUGAAUACAUCCUGAGACUUGGCUGGCCUAUAGCACCUCAGAUUACCUUUUUGUUACCAGAUGCAUUUUAUCUGAUCUCUGCAUAUGCGUGCAAUAAUCUAAUCAAUAUCUUAAGUUGCUAUCUGGGACCACAUUACUAAUUCAGAGGAGAAAAAGGGAAUCAGUGAUCAUGUAUUUGACUUCCUGGUGUAUGUGGUAUGAAUAAUGAGAUAGUGAGAACCAAGAUGCCAACAAAUCACCUGCCUGGAGAAUCAAUGCACUUUGCCCUUUUUGUUUUUGCUUUUUUCUGUUGCUGUUUUAAAUAAAAUAAAAUCAUUUGGUGGUUUUAUUUUGUAAAAAAAAAAAAAAAAAUCU